Messenger RNA from Microsporum canis CBS 113480, 1824 nucleotides. Its product is annotated as gamma-glutamyltranspeptidase. The record is from RefSeq and is a predicted model, not a curated record. NCBI's taxonomy places the organism in Eukaryota, Fungi, Ascomycota, Eurotiomycetes, Onygenales, Arthrodermataceae. The coding region runs from base 1 to 1824 and encodes 607 amino acids. The transcript is spliced from 3 exons.
AUGGUUGUGGCUGCAAGCGAUGUCCAUUCGGCGUCAUCGCCGUUUACUGCGUUCCCUUGCCGCCGGAGUGUUGUUCAUAGUACAAACGGGAUAGUGGCAUGUACUCAGCCUCUGGCUGCGGAAGCCGGUCAGAGAAUUCUAAGGCUGGGUGGUAAUGCUGCUGUAAGUCGAAAGUCUGGCUGUCAAAUCUCAAAAAUUGCCUCGCUGACAGCUGCUGCACUGAAUGUGACUGAACCGCACUCUACCGGGAUCGGAGGUGACAUGUUCUGUCUGUUCUACAAUGCCAAAACUAAGAAAGUGCAUGCAUUGAACGGCUCUGGACGUAUGCCUGCUGGUGCAUCGUUGGAUCGUGUCCGUAAAGCGUUAGGAGAUGACACCAUAACACAACUGCCAAAACUGAGCGUUCAUGCUGUUACUGUGCCUGGUACGGCUGCAGGAUGGGUAGACACAGUGGAAAAGUUUGGAAGCGGGAGGGUGUCCCUCGAGCAAAUACUCACGCCAGCUAUUGAGCUUGGGGAAGAAGGGUUCCCCGUGGCCGAGCUGGCAUCUUCGUUCUGGAGAGGUUCAGAGGAUAAGAUUCGAAAAGGCAGCCCAAACUUCAAGGAACUUCUCAGAGUAGACAGCGAGGCGGAAGGCGGUGCGAGGGCCCCUGCUCCGGGGGAGGUGUUUAAAAACCCAACUCUAGCCAAGACGUUUCGGGCUCUGGCAAAGGAUGGAAAGGACGGAUUCUACAAAGGAGACGUAGCUAAGGCUAUCGUCCAGAUUGUUGAAGAUCUGGGUGGCUUUAUGACCCUCGACGAUCUCAAGAAUCAUGCGGAGAUGGGAAGCCAGGAGGUAGACCCUAUUUCCCUCAAAUUCGACCCCAGCGACUUUGUCUCUUCCAAGAAGAAGGAGGAUGGGAAGGAAGUCGAGUUAUGGGAGCACCCACCAAACGGUCAGGGAAUCGUCGCCUUGAUGGCCCUGGGCAUACUCAAGGAACUUUCCCGAUCUGGAAAGAUUCCUCGUUUCUCCCCCGACCAACACAACACUGCGCCUUACCUGCACGUCCUGAUCGAGAGUCUCCGCAUUGCCUUUGCCGAUGCUGCAUGGUGGGUGACCGAUCCAGAUGUGGAGAAGGUGCCAGCCCAGGAGCUCAUCUCACCCGACUACCUGGCCGAACGAGCAAAACUCUUCGAUCCCAGCAAGGCAUCACCCGGCACCCUGGACCAUGGCAGCCCCGCGCACAACCACAGUGACACCGUCUACCUCGCCGUCACCGAUAAGGAAGGAAACGGCAUCUCCUUCAUCAACAGCGUAUACGAGGAUUUCGGUACCUGCAUCAUCCCCGCUGGCUGCGGAUUCACCCUUCAGAACCGUGGCGCCAACUUCUCGCUCCAAGUCGGCCAUCCGAACGUCCUGCAGGCCGGGAAACGGCCAUAUCAUACCAUCAUCCCUGCAAUGGUCACUAACCCCUCAGACAGCUCCCUGCACACCGUCUACGGGGUCAUGGGUGGCUUCAUGCAGCCACAGGGCCAUGUACAGGUUCUCUUCAACACCCUAGCGUUCGAUCUAUCUCCCCAGGCUGCGCUGGACGCUCCGCGAUUCUGCAUCGAGGCGGGAAGCAAGGAAAAGGGCUAUGGCCAGACUAUAUACCUUGAAGAAGGGAUCAGCGAGUCCGUGGUGGAAGAGCUCGGACGAAUGGGCCAUCCGGUGAAAUUGCUUAGUUCAUUCGAACGAAGCAAGUUUGGGCGCGGACAGAUUAUUAGAUGUCAUACCGAUCAGGGUAAGACUGUUUAUAGUGCCGGAAGUGACAUGAGAGGCGAUGGUGCGGCUGUCCCGGCAUGA